GUUUAUAGCUAAGCCGUGUGCCUUAGGCUUAAAAGUCCAAGCCAAUGGACCACAGAAAGCUCAGCCUAAUGCUAUUCUUGAAAAGGUCUUCACUGCCAUUACAAAGCACCCAGAUGAGAAGAGGCUGGAAGGGUUAUCCAAGCAACUAGACUGGGAUGUGCGCAGUAUUCAGCGUUGGUUUCGACAGAGACGCAACCAGGAAAAGCCAAGCACUCUUAGGAAGUUCUGCGAGAGCCUGUGGAGGUUUACAUUUUAUCUUUACAUAUUCACCUAUGGAUUCCGGCUCUUAAAAACGAGUCCCUGGCUGUGGAACACAAAGCAGUGCUGGGCUGGUUACCCAUAUCAGCCUUUGAUGCCCGAGGUUCAUUACUACUACAUACUUGAGCUAUCAUUCUAUUGGUCCAUAAUGUUUUCUCAGUUCAUUGACAUCAAAAGAAAGGACUUUAGCAUCAUGUUUACACAUCAUAUUGUGACAGUCAUUUUAAUAACAAUCUCCUACGUAGUCAAUUUCACACGAGUGGGGUGCCUGACUUUGUGUCUUCAUGAUGUAGUUGAUAUUGUGUUGGAGGCAGCCAAAAUGGCAAACUACUGCAAGUUUCAAAAACUCUGUGAUUUCCUCUUCCUUAUGUUUGCUAUUAUUUUCAUUAUUACUAGGCUUGGAAUCUAUCCUUUAUGGAUAAUAAAUACAGUAUUCUUCGAACUGCCUGAACUUGUUGGUGGCUUUCCUGCUUUAUCAAUCUUCGUCAUUUUACUUUCAGUACUUCAGGUUCUCCACUGCUUUUGGUCCUACUUAAUAAUAAAGGCAGCCUAUAAAGCUAUUUUGAAAGGCAAGGCAAAAGAUGACCGAAGUGAUGUUGAGUCCAGUUCAGAUGAGGAGUCCUCCGCUCUUCAAUCAAGGAGCUCCCACAGCUCAGCUACCACCAAUGGGACAAAUGGAACAAACGGGUAUCUCACGGGUAGCAACUCUGCAGAGGAAUAUUAAUACCCGGAACAUACACAGCCACAUGAACUGUUUGCUACAGACAACAAAUAAGUUGUGAAUGCUUUGUGAAUGCAGGAUUUGACUUUUUGUUCCUUCCAUUCUUCUUUCCUUUUUUUUUUUUUGGCAGGGGGGUUAAAUCUCAGAAAAAAAACUUACACAGACCUGGAAUAUUUAAAGCUUCUAAUACCGCACUGCUGUAUUUCCUGUUUGUAAAUGACAGCGCCACAUGAUUUUCUGUAUGUAGGCAUGCUGUAUCUAUAUAUACCUGACCAGAUGGGAGCAGUAUUUUCUUCAGUAGUCUUUGAGUAUUAUUUAUUUUAUAUCUUACUUUGAGCCGACUUCCAGAUGGGGGGGGAAAAAACACCUCCUCAAGAUUCUCUUUUGGACUUCAUAAGGGUUAGAGAUUGCCAAGUUAAAGAUGUGUCUUUUUUGUCCUUGGUUUCUCUAGCCAAUAUGUGAUAUUGUAGCCGCCUGCUCAGAUUUCUCUUACUGCAAAACCACAAAGGCUCAUGACUCAUUCUAGAUUUUUUUGUGGGGAGGUGUCUUUUUGCUGAAAGAUGCUGACUUUAGAACUUGCCAGUACAAUCACAAUAGUCACUUUCCCCCAUUUUAAAACGCUUAUUAGUAUUUUUAUCUAACAAGGUCAGUUUGAACAUUCACUUUAACCCAUACUUGCUAUAAGAUCAAAUUUUAUCGUUGAUUUAACCUCCCCCCCCCCUUCCCAAAUUAGUGGCAAAUUUGAUUUGGCUUCAAGCAUAAUGAACUAACUCAUCUUCAACAUAAGUCUUCUCUUGCAGAUGUUACCCCAAAUUUUCUGUUUGGGUUAAUUUUUCAAGCAUGUGCAGUUGAGCUAGUAUAAGCACACUUCUUUUACUUCUUUCCCUCAGUAGCCCUUCCAGCUGUUCAAAAAUGCUGUUUAGAGUCUGAUCAAAUUGUCCAAGCGACCUACCUUGUGCAUCAGCAGCAUCUGAGCUGAUGCACAACUCAAUCAGCUUUCAACUGGUUGAGUAUUGCUGGGUUUUUUGUUUUUAGUCCUUCCAGUCAGCACAAAGCUGGCUGGGAGGCUGUCACUUUUAUUUAUUUAGCUGAAGUGGAAACUAUACACACAUGGUGCAAGUAGAAUCAGUACCACUAUAGAUAAGUCAGGAGGACUGUACCCCAUAACAUUCCUGUUCCUUUUUUACACAAACUCACUUUCACAGGACAGUGAAAUCUAAAUCACCACCAAGAGAGAGAGCCUAGAGAGGACUUCUAGGACUUUCUGUGUUGUAGAAGGCAGAGCAGUGAAGAGUGUUCCCCCAUUAUCCUGGUGGCUGUAUUAUAGGAAAAAGAUCUUAGGGUUAAGGACCUUGACAUAUGAGAUAGUCUGGUGUUGGGGACAUGGGGGAGAGGGGUCUCCUGAAAAUCAGAAUAAGACACUUUUUUCUAAGCAGAAUUGCACUCACAAAAGGUGCUUCCACCCAGUGUUUGGGGAUAUCCAGUUUCAGCUCCACCAGGACAUAGUCUAUCCAGCAAGAAUAGCUCCAUCCACCUUUGUAGCAUUUUUGGAGGCCUCCUGGGCUGUUGCAAAUAAGAACAGGGAGUCCACUUUGCCAGUUAGUUGCACAGGCCACAUCUGAAACAAAUUGUAUGAAUUUCACAUAGAUGCUUUUUUAAAUUACUUAUUUCAGAAGAUAUAUAUUUGCUUGGCCCAAAAGUCACAUGUGCCAACGUUAGUAUUUAAAGAUCUAGAACAAAGGAAAGAGCAGCAGCUGGAAAGAAUGUUUUUCUAGAAAUAACAUGGGCUCUAGAGGCAUGGUAUAGAGGAGAGAUUGAACUCUCUGAAGGCCUAAUUCUAAUAGAUCGCAGUAAACCUGUGUCUGGACUAUACCCGGUUUUUAAAUUUACUGUUGGUGGGGACAGGAUGGGCUGCUCAUUCGAAUCAAUGUAAAUUUACACAAAAAUCUCUUGCUUAAGAGGCACUUGCUUUCAGUUUAAAUGAGCCGGAAAUGAAUUCUAAGCCAGUUUGGGAGGGCGGUGUGGUUUGGUUCUGUUUUGUUUUGUUUUUGCUGUUGCUGCACAUCUGCAUCUUGAGAAAAGUUGUACAGUAUUUUACUUGGCUUUAUUAUAUGGGGAGAGGCUUUGAAGGAAGAAGAAGGCUAAAUAACUAGAUGCCGUACUUGUCAUUUAUGCUGAGGAGGAGUUCAUGUAACUGUUUCUGAAGCCAACCCAAUUGGUAUUUUCUAUCUUCCCAAUGGAUGCAUUGCAGGCAUGCUGGUCCCAAUCUUGUGAAUGUUUUGAUUUCUUGCAGGAUAUGUUUAGUCAUGAUCUGAACUCUGGUCACUUGACUCGUGUGUGCAAAUACAUUGGCCCAAAAAACAAAGCAAAAAAAAAUUAGUUACUUAUGUGACUUAAAAUCUCUUGAAAUGCAAAUAUGGAAACAUUCCUUUGUGUUUUCUGCAUAAUCCAUUAAUAGCCUUGUACUCAAGAAUUUAAGAAAGGGAAAAUAAACAGGAGUUGAGAAUCAGUAUUAGUACCCUCAUGGAUAUUAGUUAAAAUGUCAUUGGCCCCAGAGUUUCUAUUUUUAUUUCUGUAUUGUCAUUCUGAAGCCAUCACCAUCUGACUCAAGCCCAAUGCAGCUGAAGUCCUUUAGGCAGGUGAAGCUAGGCUGAAGUCCUUUAUGCAGAAAGUUUAUAAGAGCCACAUGAAGAACAGGGUUGUGAUAAGGUGAGAUAGUCAAAACAGAUAUGCAUUUGAUUUACAUUCAGUUUGUGUUGAAAGCAAGCACUAAUUUGAAAGGUUGGCCUGUUUAAUCCAAUCCCCAUAUGAUUGUGGCAACUACAUAAAUAAAAGAGGGGGACACCAACUCGUUGGUGCCUCAGGUGACUAGGAGAGUGUUAGAUAGUAUGCUGUUAGAGCUGUAAAAUGGUAGCUACAAGUAAACAGUGUUAAGUCACAGCAGAUUUGGUCUCUUCAUGCCAUGAAGACUUCCCAUGCUGGGAAGAUGCCCCUUCUUGCACGCUAGGGCUUGUAAGAAAAUGGGGGUGGUAUUGCCGUAUGCGUAAGCUCAGUGUUCUCCCAUGAUUGUGCAUGCAAAGAGCCCAGGUCAGAAUAAGGAAUUAGUCACAGGAAGACCUCCUAGAAUCCAUCUGGCAUUCCUUUGCCUCUAACAGUAUUUUCUCAUGUAGCUUCUUUCUUUUCAUGUUUAAAAGUUCUCAUUCGUAAAAGCUGUUUGGUCCCUUUUUGCCCUAGAAUAAGAAAUGCAGUGGCUGGAAUGUGUAGAAUAGGAAAAAAAUGAAGAAAAAAAAAAAACUCCAUGGGAGUUAGUAGCCUUUAGAUUGACUGAAUGUUUUAUUAGCCAGCCCUGGAGUAGUAAAGUAAGAGCUAUAGUUGUGUGCAUUUAUUCUGUUAACAAUUGCCAUGGAACGCACUAACAUAAGUAGUGGUGUGUUUUUAAAAAAGAAAGAAAAGAAAAAGAUUGGAUACACCUCUGAAGACGAAAGCCUCUUCAGUGUACCUCCAGUUAAGUUGGAAGUGUGACGCCUUACCUGCAGUUUCAAUCCGAACUGUAGAGUGCCAGAUUAAAAAUGCCAAAAAGAAAUAAUACAUGUAUCUGUGGUCAUUUCUGAGUUGAUUCAGUGGAUUGCUUCAUAUGUUGCCUCUUUUAUGCAGAUUGCCAUUUCCUCUAUCGGAGGACUGGCUUACCUAAGACCCAGUACAGAGGGCCGGUUCAGAAACUUCAGUGUGACUUUAGCCUUGCACUCAUCUUGCAAUUAGGCCCUUACACAGAUACUGUUUGUUUCCUUCAUCUCCCACCCCCAAUUUCUAUUGCCUGUUUUUUAAUAGUACACUUAAUUGGAGCUUAAUCACACACAUCGGUUCAUACUGAAAAUCUAUAUACAGUGGAGCGGAAAGUGCAUACAUCCAGAAUUUACUUUCUGUCUCUUCCUUGCAUAUCCUGCAAACAAGGAUAUGUGUCCUUCUGUGAAAUAAUCCUGAUUUUGUUUAAGGAGAAAAUAUUAUUGAUUGCUAAUGAGAUCAAGUCAUAUGCCAUUCUCCUAAGAAGGAUUCACAUGUGUUUUUCUCCCUCCUACUGUCAUAUGCUGAAGCGGGCUUCUUUCUUAUAUCUGAUAUAUGGAGGUAGCUCUUUUUUGUCUUUUAGAAGAAUAAAUGUACAGGGAG
Molecule: messenger RNA, 5143 nt
Organism: Python bivittatus (Burmese python)
Lineage: Eukaryota; Metazoa; Chordata; Lepidosauria; Squamata; Pythonidae
Source: RefSeq, a predicted model, not a curated record